AAAUUGAAAAAAAAGAUGUGUUUUCAACAAGUGAGAACAAUGAUUCGAAAAAAUCGAACAAAGCAAAAGAAAUCGAGCUUUUCGAGAAUAAUAGUUUAGCUAAAAAUAAGAGAAAGCAACCAACUGAAUCCGAAGAAAAUCCACAACAGCAAGUGAUGGCAGAAAGCAUAAAUAAUGAGAAUAGCUCAAAAAAAAUAUCUAGAACAAAUGUUGAUGACACCAUAAAUUAUCAAAUCGACUGGACUUUAGUAUCUACAUCUAUUCUAGCGACAAACACAGAUUUAAAUACAAAUGAAAAAAACUCUAAUUUAUCCAUAGCAACUUAUUCGGAUCAAAUAAAAAGUAAUUUAGAAUCAUCCACUCAAAUUAUGAACCAGCAGCAACAAAUUGACAUAGAAAUAUUAAAUGAAACUACGAUGGAUGAUUUAUUGAUUCUCUUUGAGAAUAUUUUCAAAUAUAAUGAAAACAUCGAAGCAAAUAUGGAAAAUCUUAUAACAAUUAUUUUUGAAAAAUUUCAAAUACCCUCUGAUAAAAUAAGAUUUUUACAAAGUUUACAAAACAAUAUAUUAUAUAGAACAAUCCUAGGCUUUAUGUAUCACUAUGGUGUUAGUGUUGAGAAAGAUUAUGAUCAAGCUUUACAAUAUUAUCAACAAUCAGCAGAUGCU
Ambispora gerdemannii is the source of this 665-nucleotide messenger RNA. NCBI's taxonomy places the organism in Eukaryota, Fungi, Glomeromycota, Glomeromycetes, Archaeosporales, Ambisporaceae. The record is from the annotation of a GenBank genome assembly.